GUGCGCAGAGAAGCGUCGCGUCCGCCCGGCUCCGCCCGCACUCGCGGGGCUCUCGGGGCGAGCGGCCGCGGGACUGCGAGCUCCGGCGUCAGCACCGAGCGGGCGGCGCGCGGUCCCGCCAUGGCGGCGAACUACUCCAGCACCACCCGCAGGGAGCACACGAGGGUGGCGGCCAGCCCCGCGCCCGGCUUCCUGGAGCGGCUGGUUGGGGUCGCCGAGCUCGGGCGAGAGGGGAGCCGCAUCAGCGCCCCACCCCCGUGUCGUCCCGGCCCCUCGCGGGAGGGAGCAGAGGUGACCCUGCUGCCGCCUGUCCCUCCCGGCGGCGUCGGGGCAGAUGGCGGGCAGCUCUGGUCGCGGGCCCCCGGGUUCGGGUCGCGGCCCCGGGUUCGGGUCGCGGGCCCCGGGUUCGGGUCGCGGGCCCCCGGGUUCGGGUCGUGGGCCCGGGUCCCUGGCCCCGGCCUCGUGGCCCUGAGCCGCCCCUCCCUCCGAGCAGACACGGAGUGGAGGUCCGACAUCGUCAACAGCAGGAACUUCGACCGCGAGAUCGGCCACAAGAACCCCAGCGCGAUGGCGGUGGAGUCCUUCACGGCCACGGCCCCCUUCGUCCAGAUCGGCAGGUUCUUCCUCUCGGCAGGCCUGAUCGAGAAGGUGGACAACUUCAGGCCGCUGAGCCUGUCCAAGCUGGAGGACCCGCACGUGGACAUCGUCCGCCGGGGCGACUUCUUCUACCACAGCGAGAACCCCAAGUACCCGGAGGUGGGCGGCGAGGCCGGGCCCCGCGGGCAAGGGUCGGGCCCGGGUGGCGACCCUGGGCUCCGUGGGCGGGGCGCAGGUGGCCAUGUGCAGGUGGGCGGAGCUGCAGGUGGCCCUGUGCAGCUCUCCGGUGCCUACUCCACAAUCGCGGCGGACAGCCUGCUGCUGCUGCACCACGGGGACCUUCUCCGCGGGAGGACCUGCCUGCGCGCGGCCGGCUGGAUGGCCAUGUUCAUGGGCCUCAACCUCAUGACGCGGAUCCUCUACACGCUGGUGGACUGGUUCCCCGGCCUCCGCGACCUGGUGGACCUCGGCCUCAAGGCCUUCGCCUUCUGCGCGGCGACCUCGCUGACGCUGCUGACGGCGGCCGCGGGCUGGCUCUUCUACCGGCCGGCCUGGGCCGCGCUGCUGGCCGGGCUCGCGCUCGUGCCCGUCGUCCUCGCCCGCGCGCGCGCGCCCGCCAAGAAGCUGCAGUGACGCGGCGCGCCCCCGCGGGGCCCUAACCUUCCCCCCCCCGGGUCUCACCAUUCCCACCCCCCCUGUCCCGUCACCUCCGCCCGGGUUCCCGGUCAUCCCAGUCCCUGUCACCUCUCCCCCGGGUCACCAGUUAGGGUCCCGUCGCCUCCGCCCCGGGUCCCCGGUCAUCCCAGUCCCCGUCACCUCCCCCCCAGGUCCCCGGUUAGGGUCCCGUCACCUCCCCCCGGGUCCCAUCACCUCCCCCCCAGGUCCCCGGUUAGGGUCCCGUCACCUCCCCCUGGGUUCCGUCACCUCCCCCCGGGUCCCAGUUAUGGUCUCUGUU
Molecule: messenger RNA, 1552 nt
Organism: Microcebus murinus (gray mouse lemur)
Lineage: Eukaryota; Metazoa; Chordata; Mammalia; Primates; Cheirogaleidae
Source: RefSeq, a predicted model, not a curated record